AUCGAAAUUAAUCGAACCAGAAUCAACUCGACACAAAGUCAUUUGACUUGUAAUUAACUCCAUCAAACCUAUUGUUUACCCAAUAAAAAAAAUUAUCCAAACUGAAUAUGAACUGAUCUUAAGUUAACCUGAUCCUACCGCGAUAAGUCUUGACUUGAAAUUGACCUGACCCAAACCAAGACAGGUUAAACGGACAACCUUAACCCCAACAUACCCAACUCGUCGUAAGUCAACUUAAAUUCCAUCUAUUUAACCGAAUUGAUACCCUACCUGGAUGUAUUAAAAAAAAAGAAUGUGUUAAAAUAGAGAUUGGUACGUAUGACUUAUGAUUUAGCAUCAUGCUUACUCUUUUACAUUAUUAACCCAAAUUGAGUAACCCCUCAAUUUCCAAUUUGCAAUUUCCCACAAAAACCCUCUCCAAAAAGUCCAAAAUUAUUCUUUAUUGCUAAAACUCAACAAUUUCAAUGGAUCCUCUAAUUCUCUCUAGUUUCAGGUCCCUAAAUUUGAUGAACACAAAUAUAGAAUUGGAUGUGAAGAAAGCAGAGGGAAGACCAUUAAAUGUACCCUUAAAAGCUCCAUUUACAAUUGCAAAUUCAAGUUUAGAUAAAGUUGAAAAUGUUGGAAUUCGUAUUGAGUUGAGUAAUGGGUGUGUUGGGUGGGGUGAAGCACCAAUUCUUCCUUCUGUGACGGCCGAAGAUCAGCCUUUAGCGCUUGCUAAGGCGGCCGAGGCUUGCUUGUUUCUUAAGGAAAGUUCCCCUGUGAUUUUGAGUUUGGCUUUGAAACAGAUUUAUGGGAUUCUUCCUGGUCAUGAUUUUGCUUCUGUUAGGUCAGGGGUUGAGAUGGCACUACUUGAUGCAGUUGCCAAGAGCAUUGGAAUGCCAUUGUGGAGGCUCUUUGGUGGAGUUUCAAAUACCAUAAUCACUGACAUAACAAUUCCUAUUGUUUCAGCAGACGAGGCAUCCAAGUUGGCUUUGCAAUACAGGAAGCAGGGGUUUAAGACAUUAAAACUUAAAAUAGGAAAAAAUCUGGAUGCAGAUAUAGAAGUUUUGAAAGCAAUAAGAAAAGUUUACCCUGAUUGCUUCUUUAUCUUGGAUGCAAAUGAGGGUUACACUCCGAAAGAAGCAGUUGAAGUUCUUGACAAACUGCACGGAAUGGGGGUCACUCCUAUUCUUUUUGAGCAACCAGUUCAUAGAGAUGAUUGGGAGGGUCUUGGUUAUGUUAGCCAAAUUGCUAGAGAAAAAUAUGGGGUCUCAAUUGCUGCAGAUGAGAGCUGUCGAAGUCUAGCCGAUGCUAAGAAACUUAUUGAAGAAAAUUUGGCAGAUGUCAUCAACAUUAAACUUGCCAAAUUAGGAGUGCUUGGAGCUCUUGAAGUAAUUGAAUUGGUGGGGAAUUCUAGUUUAGAUUUGAUGAUUGGCGGUAUGGUUGAGACUAGAUUGGCCAUGGGCUUCGCUGGACAUCUUGCUGCUGGGAUGGGUUCUUUCAAGUUUGUUGACCUAGACACUCCCCUCCUACUUUCAGAGGACCCAGUAUUUGGAGGUUAUGAAGUCUCUGGGGCGGUUUACACGUUCACUGAUGCUAGUGGUCAUGGUGUUUUCCUUUGUUGGGACGAUGUUGAAUGAUUGCAUAUGAAGGCUGUAUAUACCUGUAGAGUGUAGACCCUGUAGUUUGGCAACGCGAUCGAAUAGCCUCUGUAUGACAGUUAGAUAGGGCUCCUAUUAGUUAGUUGGAUGCCUAUUAAAAGGACUUUGGCAUGCACCUCUGAAAUGUACAUAAUGUUGUUCAAGACGAGGUACAAGCUCCUCCGAAUAUUAAGGGCUUAGGAGUACCUAACUGGUUAAUAUUUUGAACCUUCUUUGGUAAUAAAGCAUGUAUCCUUUCUUGUUUUUUUAAUCACAAAUACUAAAUUAAAGUUUUUUUGUUUUUUUUUUUUUUGGUUCUUUUUCGGUUUUAUUUAGUUACUAUAGAUACUUAUUUUAAGAAAACUUUAAUUUGAAGCAUCAAGGGUUAGAAACAAGUAAAAAAGAAGGUUUUAAAAUGUCAAUUUGCGUAAAAUAAAGGAAAGUGAAAUUUUCCCCACAAAAAAAAAAAAAAAAAAAAAAA
Chenopodium quinoa (quinoa) is the source of this 2100-nucleotide messenger RNA. RefSeq names its product L-Ala-D/L-amino acid epimerase. NCBI's taxonomy places the organism in Eukaryota, Viridiplantae, Streptophyta, Magnoliopsida, Caryophyllales, Amaranthaceae. The transcript has 7 exons. Bases 465 to 1619 code for a protein of 384 amino acids. The record is from RefSeq and is a predicted model, not a curated record. Gene Ontology annotation, molecular function: racemase and epimerase activity, acting on amino acids and derivatives.